Molecule: messenger RNA, 393 nt
Organism: Pestalotiopsis fici W106-1
Lineage: Eukaryota; Fungi; Ascomycota; Sordariomycetes; Amphisphaeriales; Sporocadaceae
Product: Ubiquitin-60S ribosomal protein L40
Exons: 5
Coding region: 1-393 (130 amino acids)
Biological process (GO): modification-dependent protein catabolic process; protein ubiquitination; translation
Cellular component (GO): cytoplasm; nucleus; ribosome
Molecular function (GO): structural constituent of ribosome; protein tag activity; ubiquitin protein ligase binding
Source: RefSeq, a predicted model, not a curated record
AUGCCUCUGCAGAUCUUCGUGAAGACCCUGACGGGCAAGACCAUCACCCUUGAGGUGGAGUCUUCCGACACCAUUGACAACGUCAAGUCCAAGAUCCAGGACAAGGAGGGCAUCCCCCCGGACCAGCAGCGAUUGAUCUUUGCUGGUAAGCAGCUCGAGGAUGGCCGCACCCUGAGCGACUACAACAUCCAGAAGGAGUCGACUCUGCACCUGGUCCUCCGUCUCCGUGGUGGUAUCAUUGAGCCCUCGCUCAAGGCUCUUGCCUCCAAGUUCAACUGCGAGAAGAUGAUCUGCCGCAAGUGCUACGCUCGUCUGCCCCCGCGUGCCACCAACUGCCGCAAGAAGAAGUGCGGUCACACCAACCAGCUCCGACCCAAGAAGAAGCUCAAAUAG